This is a messenger RNA of Schizosaccharomyces osmophilus, 906 nucleotides long. RefSeq names its product retromer complex arrestin related endocytic adaptor ubunit Vps26 (gene vps26). Bases 1 to 906 code for a protein of 301 amino acids. Lineage: Eukaryota; Fungi; Ascomycota; Schizosaccharomycetes; Schizosaccharomycetales; Schizosaccharomycetaceae. Gene Ontology annotation, cellular component: retromer complex; endosome. The record is from RefSeq and is a predicted model, not a curated record. Gene Ontology annotation, biological process: intracellular protein transport; retrograde transport, endosome to Golgi. The transcript is spliced from 2 exons.
AUGGAUUACCUUUUUAAAAGCCCGGUUGAUGUUGAUAUUCAUUUGGAUAAUGAAGAAGAACGCUCUUUUGUAGAUAUUGAAUUCGAGCAAGGACGAAAGGACAAGGCUCCGGUCUAUGGCAGCGAUGAAUCUGUAAAAGGCGCGGUUAUGAUUCGGUUGAAGGAUGGAAGAAAGUUAGAUCACAAUGGAAUCAAGAUUGAGUUUGUAGGAUGUAUAGAAAACAUGUAUGACAAAGGAAACAUCCACGAGUUUACCAGAAGUGUGCAAGAGCUUGCUUCUCCUGGAGAAAUGCGACAGGCUCAAAUGUACGAGUUUGAAUUCAAACACGUGGAAAAGCCAUACGAAUCGUACUUUGGAAAAAAUGUCAAAUUGCGUUACUUUUGCAGAGUUACUGUGACACGAAAAAUGGCCGAUGUAAUACGGGAAAAAGAUUUAUGGGUGUACCGGUAUGAGAAUGAGCCCGAGACGAGUAAUCUCAUCAAGAUGGACGUUGGUAUUGAUGAUUGUCUGCACAUUGAGUUUGAAUAUACGAAAAACAAGUAUCAUUUACGCGAUGUGAUUAUAGGAAAGAUUUAUUUCAUACUUGUUCGAAUCAAAGUUCAGCGCAUGGAAGUGAAUAUAAUACGACGAGAGACGAUUGGAACUCCACCGAAUCAGUACAGCAAUAGUGAAACGGUAACACGAUUCCAAGUGAUGGAUGGCAAUCCAAAUCGUGGAGAGACGAUUCCUUUGCGCAUGUUUUUGAAUGGGUACUCGUUAACGCCCACUUUUCGCGAUGUCAACAAAAAGUUCAACGUGCGCUACUAUUUGAGUUUAAUUCUCAUUGAUGAAGACCAACGACGCUACUUUAAACAAUCGGAAAUCACAUUGUGGAGGCGGAAAGAUGAACAAGGAAUCGUUGCAUAA